AUGCCUGUUUCUGUACCAUCUGAGGCUGCAGAAGUGAGCUUGUGGGAGAGAAAAACUGUUGUUGUUGCUGCUGCUGCUGCUGCUGUUGAUGUUGCUGCAACUUCUGUAGCAACUGAAACUGUUGUUGGUCUGAGAGGCCUGUUUGUGACAUUUGUUGCAUCUGUACCUGAGCCUGUGGUUGUGCUCUCUGUGAUGUGCUGCUAUGGUGUAGCAACUGAAGAGAGGAUUGCUGCAAUUGAGGCUGCUGUAGAAUAUGCCUCUGCGGCUGACCAGGCUGCUGCUCUUCAGCCUGUUGUACCUUCACGUCUUGCUGUAGAGCUGUCAGCUGAUAUGAAGUCUGAGUUGGCAUAUUGCUCACUGGGAACUGUUGCUGCUGAAUUUGAGAAUAGCCAACUGCAUGCUGGAAACUUUGGUUUGGAAUCUGAUUACUCACAGCCGAUGCCUGGAAUAUCUGCUGUGGCUGUGACUGCUGCUGUUGUAAUUGUUGUGCAUGUUGUUUUAGUUGCUGGGAGUGUGGUUGAGGUGCCUGUACCUGUUGCUGCUGAGUCAGCUGAUGCUGUUUCAAUUGUUGUUGUUGCUGCUGCUGCUGCAGUCUUUGCUGUUGCUGCUGUUGUUGUUGCUUUUGUUGCUCUUGUCUUUCCUGUUGCUGUUGUUGUUGUUGGAUAUUAA
Molecule: messenger RNA, 669 nt
Organism: Linum trigynum
Lineage: Eukaryota; Viridiplantae; Streptophyta; Magnoliopsida; Malpighiales; Linaceae
Source: the annotation of a GenBank genome assembly